UCAGUACAAGGAUCAGGUCAUGAUGGAGGAUCAGCAGCCCCUCACAUCACCAGUCAGAUCCAGUAAGAGAACAGCACCAGAGAGGUGUCCCCGUCCUCUUGAUGAACAGAAUAUGGAGGAUAAUACUACAGGGAAAGAUCUCAUUUAUAUUAAUGCUACAGACAUAAAGGAAGAAGAAGAGACAGAUGUGAGCAGUGAUGAACAGUAUAAGGAGGACAUUCCUGCAGGGAAAGAUCUCAUCCAUGUUAAUACUACAGACAUAAAGGAAGAAGAAGAAGAGACAGAUGUGAGCAGUGAUGAGCAGUAUAAGGGGGGCAUUUCUACAGAGAAAGAUCUGAUCUAUAUUAAUGCUACAGACAUAAAGGAAGAACAAGAGACAGAUGUGAGCAGUGAUGAGCAGUAUAAGGAGGACAUUCCUACAGGGAAAGAUCUGAUCUAUAUUAAUGCUACAGACAUAAAGGAAGAACAAGAGACAGAUGUGAGCAGUGAUGAGCAGUAUAAGGAGGACAUUCCUACAGGGAAAGAUCUGAUCUAUAUUAAUGCUACAGACAUAAAGGAAGAACAAGAGACAGAUGUGAGCAGUGAUGAGCAGUAUAAGGAGGACAUUCCUACAGGGAAAGAUCUGAUCUAUAUUAAUGCUACAGACAUAAAGGAAGAAGAGACAGAUGUAAGCAGUGAUGAGCAGUAUAAGGAGGACCUUUCUACAGGGAGAGAUCUGAUAUCUAUUAAUGCUACAAACAUAAAGAAAGAAGAGACAGAAGUGAGCGGUGAUGAGCAGUAUAAGGAGGACAUUUUUACAGGGAGAGAUCUGAUCUGUCUUAAUGCUACAGCCAUAAAGAAAGAAGAGACAGAUGUGAACAGUGAUGAGCAGUAUAAGGAGGACAUUUCUACAGGUAACCACCCAGAUUCUUGUAGCAGGAGAUCAGAGGAGAAUCUUAUAUCUUCAGAUUAUAAAGCAGAUGAUGAUAUCACACAAGAUACAUAUGAAGAACAUUCCAUUAUCCCAGAUACACCCUCAGCCCUUCACAGCCAAGAUCUCUCAUCUCAUCCUUAUAUACAGGUCCUGUCUUCUCAGUCAUCACAGGAUGUUCAGCAAAAUAAAAGCCGCAGAAGGAAUGAUGGACAUCAAAAAGCUAAUACAGGGGAAAAGCCAUUGUCAUGUUUAGCGUGUGGGAAAUGUUUUACUUAUAAAUCAAAACUUGUUAGACAUCAAGGAACUCACAGAGGAGAAAAGCCAUUUUCAUGUUCAGAAUGUGGAAAAUGGUUUACUGGGAAAUCAAGUCUUCUUCUACAUCAAAGAACUCACACAGGAGAGAAGCUAUUUUCAUGCUCAGAAUGUAGAAAAUGUUUUACUCAGCAAUCACAUCUUGUUGCACAUCAAAGAACUCACACAGGGGAGAAGCCAUUUUUAUGUUCAGAAUGUGGAAAAUGUUUUACUAAUAAAUCGCAACUUGUUAAUCAUCAAAGAACUCACACAGGAGAGAAGCCAUUUUCAUGUGCAGAGUGUGGGAAAUCUUUUACUGACAAAUCAAGUCUUGUUAAUCAUCAAAGAACUCACACAGGGGAGAAGCCAUUUUCAUGUGCAGAGUGUGGAAAAUGUUUUACUUAUAAAUCAGAACUUGUUAGACAUCAAAGAACUCACACAGGAGAGAAGCCAUUUUCAUGUUCAGAAUGUGGAAAAUGUUUUACUCAGCAAUCACAACUUGUUAAACAUCAAAUAACUCACACAGGAGAGAAGCCAUUUUCAUGUUCAGAAUGUAGAAAAUGUUUUACUCAGAAAUCACAUCUUGUUAAACAUCAAAGAACUCACACAGGGGAGAAGCCAUUUUCAUGUGCAGAGUGUGGGAAAUGUUUUACUGAGAAAUCAAUUCUUGUUAACCAUAAACUAACUCACACAGGGGAGAAACCAUAUUCAUGUUCAAAAUGUGGGAAAUGUUUUUCUCGAAAAUCAAGACUUGUUAAACAUGAAAAAACUCACACAGAGGAGAAGCCAUUUUAAUGUGCAGAGUGUGGGAUAUGUUUUACUGUGAAAUCUAAUCUUCUUAAACAUGAAGAACUCACACAGCAGCAUAUGGCUACUCAGGAGCCUGCACGUAAAAGGAGAGGGGGUCAGCCACAUUCCAGCCAACAGGUCUCUGAGUCCUCCUCCUCGGAAUCCGAGACUUCAGAGUCAUCAUCUGACUCAGAGGAUGCCAUCACUGAAGACAAUUAUUUGUUCAGGAAAGAACAGACAGAGAAGUUGAUCAAGGCAGUAAAAAACACUAUGAAGGUAAAGCAAGGCGAGUCUUCAACACAAGACAAGGACAGCCUGUUUUACUUCCCAAAGAAGAAAUACAGGACAUUUUCGGGCCAUCCAAUGCUUAAAACCAUCAUGGAGAGAGAAUGGGUAAAGCCAGAAAAAAGAGUUGACCUUGGAUCAAGGUUCAAAGCAGUCUACAAACUAGAUCCUGCGGAUUCAGAGCAGUGGGAAAGUCCUGGUAAAGUUGACGCCGCAGUGGAAAAACUCUCCAAAAAGACACUAUUACAGUCUGAAGAUUCCUCUGUUCUCAAAGAUUCUCUGGACAGGAGGAUGGAUGUCCUACUGAAAAAAGGAUAUCUGAAUUCAGCCGCACUGUGUAAGACAGCGCUUGCAACAGUUCCUGUAUCCAGAGCUCUGAGAUUGUGGCUUAGUCAGCUAGGUCGAGACAAUGAGCAGAGGGCGCCAAGGGAGGAACUAUAUCGGCAGGUUACUUCGCUAAAGACAGUUGCAGAGUUCCAAUGCAGCAAGAAGAGCAGUGUUGCUAAAGCCAUGUCCGAAGCACUUUCUGAAGGAGACCGUUCCAUAGCAGGGACAGAAGAUUCGGAAGAGGUCAGCAGACCAAAGGAAAGAAAAAACAGCUGGAGGGUUCUCAGUCCAAAACGGAUUUCUGAAGCCAGAGGUCAGAUCACGGUCGGCUCAAGACUUUUACGGUUCCUGCCUGCUUGGGAAGAUAUCACGACCGACAAAUGGGUCUUAAGUGAUGUCAGAGCAGGAUACAAGCUGAUUUUUCUUAAUCAUCCUCGGGCAAGGUUUGUGUUCAACUGUCCGGAAAAUCUGGUUAUUUUUCAGUUAAUCCGAGAAUUCCUUCAAAAAGAGGCUCUGGAAGAAGUUCCUCAAGAAGAGAGAGGUCAAGGCAUCUACUCACGGGUCUUUCCAGUUCCCAAGCCGCAAAACAAGUUUCGGCUGGUGAUCGACCUCAGAUUUUUCAACAAAUUUCUAAAGAAAGAAAAGUUCAAGAUAGAGACUAUAAGAUCUGCAAUCCAUCUUAUACAAAAAGGUUCUUUCAUGGCGUCCAUAGAUCUUAUGGAUGCUUAUCUGCACGUGCUGAUUCACCCUGCUUCAAGGAAAUAUCUCAGGGUGGCUAUCAAGAUGGAACAAGGGGUACAACACUAUCAAUUCCACUCUCUACCGUUUGGGGUGUCUUCGGCGCCCAGGGUGUUCACAAAAGUGGCCAUAGCAGUGGUGGUGGCUCUUCGUCUUCAAGGGAUACACCUGGUGCCCUACUUGGACGACUGGCUCCUGAUAGCAGAUUCUUCGGAGGAGUUGGAACAUCACCUACAGUCGACUGUACGGAUGCUACAGGAGGUUGGUUUCCUGGUCAAUUUAAAAAAAUCCGACUUGACACCAGCAACCCGGAAGAGAUUCCUGGGGUUUAUAAUAGACUCUCAGCAGCAGAAGUUGUUCCUGCCUCAAGACCGGAUGCUUAUCCUCACUUCACAGGUGGCUCAAAUCAUAGAAACUCCACAGGUGUCCAUUGGUGUUGGGAUGAGAACUCUGGAGCUCUUAACUGCGGCAAUAGAAGCAGUGCCCUGGGCCAAGGCUCAUAUGAGAGACCUACAGGAAGAAGUGUUGUCUGCAUGGGACAAGAGUCUCGAAUCCUUGUCUUCUCCCCUCAGGUUAUCACAGCAUACGAGGAACAGUCUCAAAUGGUUGCUGGUCAAGAAAAAUCUUCAGGAUGCAGCUUGA
Hyla sarda is the source of this 3985-nucleotide messenger RNA. RefSeq lists its product as uncharacterized. The record is from RefSeq and is a predicted model, not a curated record. The transcript is spliced from 5 exons. Gene Ontology annotation, cellular component: nucleus. Gene Ontology annotation, molecular function: RNA polymerase II cis-regulatory region sequence-specific DNA binding; DNA-binding transcription activator activity, RNA polymerase II-specific. Gene Ontology annotation, biological process: regulation of transcription by RNA polymerase II. NCBI's taxonomy places the organism in Eukaryota, Metazoa, Chordata, Amphibia, Anura, Hylidae.